This is a messenger RNA of Melozone crissalis (California towhee), 3012 nucleotides long. RefSeq names its product DnaJ heat shock protein family (Hsp40) member C16 (gene DNAJC16). The record is from RefSeq and is a predicted model, not a curated record. Bases 47 to 2377 code for a protein of 776 amino acids. Lineage: Eukaryota; Metazoa; Chordata; Aves; Passeriformes; Passerellidae. The transcript has 14 exons.
GCGGGAGGGCGGCACGUCCGCUCCUCCGCCCGCGGCCCGCCGGACCAUGGAGCCGGGACGGGCCGGCUGCCUCCUGCUCCUCCUGCUGCUGCCGGCGCUGGCAGCGGCCGCGCCGGGCGAGUUCGACCCCUACCGCGUGCUGGGGGUCGGCCGGAGCUCCAGCCAGGCCGACAUCAAGAAGGCCUACAAGCGGCUCGCCCGGGAAUGGCACCCUGACAAAAACAAGGACCCAGGAGCAGAGGACAAAUUCAUCCAGAUUAGCAAGGCCUAUGAGAUUCUCUCCAAUGAGGAAAAGAGGGCAAACUUUGAUCGCUACGGAGAUGCUGGGGAAAGCCAGGGCUUCUCUCAGCAUCAGCACCGCCAGUUCCACCGCUUCCACGAUGGCUUCUAUUUUGAUGAGUCCUUCUUCCAUUUCCCUUUCAAUUCCGAGAGGCGUGACACCUCCGACGACAAGUAUUUGCUCCACUUUUCCCACUACAUCAAUGAAAUCGUGCCAGAUAGCUUCAAGAAACCUUACCUCAUUAAAAUCACCUCAGACUGGUGCUUCAGCUGCAUCCACAUCGAGCCCGUGUGGAAGGAAGUUGCUCAGGAAUUGGAGGCUCUGGGAGCAGGAAUCGGCGUCGUUCACGCGGGGUACGAACGGCGCCUCGCCCACCAUCUGGGUGCCCACAGCACUCCAACCCUGCUGGGGCUCAUUAAUGGGAAAAUAACCUUCUUCCACAAUGCUGUUGUUCGGGAAAACCUGCGGCAGUUCAUGGAGAACCUUCUGCCAGGGAAUCUUGUUGAAAAGAUUACAGAUAAAAACUACAUCCGCUUUCUGUCCCACUGGAGGAAAGACAACAAGCCCCACGUGCUGCUCUUCGAUCACAUGCCAGUUGUGCCAUUGUUAUACAAGCUGACGGCCUUUGCCUACCGAGAUUACCUCUCCUUUGGCUACGUGUACGUCGGACUGCGAGGCACCGAGGAGUUGUCCAGCCAGUACAACAUCAACGUCUACACUCCCACCAUGAUGAUCUUCAAGGAGCACAUCGACCGACCCGCUGACGUUGUGCAGGCACGAGAAAUGAAGAAGCAGCUCAUUGAUGACUUCCUUUCCCAGAAUAAGUUCCUCAUGGUGGCCAGGCUCACCAGCCAGAGGCUGUUCCAGGAGCUGUGUCCUGUGAAAAAGUCUCACCGUCAGCGGAAGCACUGCGUGGUCUUGCUUACUGAGGAAGGAGAGAAGUUUGCUGAGGCUUAUGAGGCAUUUUUGACUUUUGCUGUGGCCAACACAAAAGACACGCUGAGGUUUGUGCACAUCUACAGUGAUCGGCAGCCAGAAUUCGCAGACUCCUUGCUCAUGGAUGAGGAGAAGUAUCGUGGAAGAUCAGCUGUGGUCAUUCUGGAGAGACGCAAUAAUGCAGGGAAGAUCGCCUAUAAAGUCUUAGAGGAGGCCUGGCAAGGCAGCAAAGAGGACAACUUCAUCCUCCUGGAUCUCCUGGACCAGCUGAGGACAGACCCUGGCCUUCUGUCAUCAGAGACUGUUGUGGCAGACCUGAAUGAUGAGCUCGCUCCUAUGUUCCUUAUCCGAUGGUUCUACUCCACAGUGGACUACAUCUCAGACUGGUGGGACAGUUUGUUUCACAGUAACUGGCGAGAAAUGAUGCCACUCCUGUCCUUGCUCUUCUCUGCGCUCUUCAUUCUCUUUGGCACUGUUAUUGUUCAGGCUUUCAGUGAUUCGAGUGACACAAGGGACGCUCCACCCUCGGGGAAAGAAGAAACGGCUGCAAAGACGGAGAAGAACGACGUGAGCUUCAGCAAAGAGACUAACAGCAGGAUUCCCAAAAAGAGCUUUGUGGAGGUGACUGAGCUAACGGACAUCAACUACACCAGUAACUUGGUGCGCCUGAGGCCAGGGCACAUGAACGUCGUCUUGAUCCUGUCCAACUCCACCAAAACCCCACUGCUCCAGAAGUUCGCCCUGGAAGUCUACAUGUUCACAGGAAGCAGCUCUCUUCACUUCUCCUUCCUCAGCCUGGACAAGCACCGAGAGUGGCUGGAGUAUCUGCUGGAGUUUGCACAGGAUGCGGCCCCCAUCCCAAACCAGUACGACAAGCAUUUCCUGGAGCGUGACUACACGGGCUAUGUCCUGGCUCUGAACGGCCACAAGAAAUACUUCUGCCUCUUUAAGCCUCACAGAUCAGGGGACGAGGGGGGAACCCUGGGAUCGUGCGAGGAUUACGAUGCUUUACAACAUGCAGAAGCCAGAGGGAAAUCCUCCUGCAGCCCGGGAUCUAGAUCCAUUAAAAACAAAUUACACAAAUUGUCCUUUUGGAUGGAACGCCUUCUAGAGGGUUCCUUACAGAGGUUCUAUAUCCCCUCGUGGCCUGCACUAGACUGAGGAAUUUUACAGAGAUUCUAAGGGGACAAACUUUUUAUGAAGAUGACAAGGGACAGCUCUUUCCAGGAAUACUCAAGCAAGCUUGAUGAAUGGACUUUAGGUUUUAGAUGAACUUUCCUGGGGCCGGCAAUUAGAACACACCUCCCGUCUCUGGAGCCCGGGAGCGCAGCCAAGCGCGCCCGUGUGCCCUCCGCCGCCCCACCGUGCGUUUGGACGCUGUACAACCCCAGAGCCAAGAAGUCCAUUGUGCCCCUCUCGUCCUGCCACGUCUGCUUCCCGAGUCGCCCCCAUCCCACCUCUUGUUUUACCUCAGUUGAAGAAAUCCGUGACCUCCCUGGGUCUGGACCAGCUGUGGCCAGUGGUGCAGGCCGGGUCAUGGUACUCCCUCCCCGUCCCCGUGUGCUUAGCCCAUGGUGCAUGGUGUAACUCUGGCAAGACCCUGCAGACUCUCCAGGCCCUGCCCUUCCGAAAGGCCUCCUCCCACCAGGCAGUGGUACUCUCUCGGCUUUCCCCAUGGUAAGUGAUGCAGAAUCCGGUUAGGAGCAUCUCCCUUGUAGCAGACCUUAGCUGGGAGCCCCCCAUAGUGCAGGCUCGUGGGCGAUCUGCAUGUUUCAUGCUCCUCGUGUCAUGGUUCC